ACUCGAGUUGACAUCAACGUUGCUCUCCCUUACUUUCAUACUUUGGAAAACUGCGGUGACGAGAAAUAGAGGGAAGGAAAGAGAAAAACCAAAGGCAUUGGUCUGGAAGGAAAACAACGAACAGUGGAUAACUAGAUUAUGAAUUAGAGAAAAGUCAUUCUCAUGUAUGAGUUGUUACAAUGUCAUGAUCUCGGUGAAUGUCUGCACAUCUUCUCUAAAUGAGUUGACUUAUGUUUGGUUAGUCGCAGCCUUUGGAUUCCCAGGAAACAAGUGUCGGAUCCGCUCUCGAUCUGAGAUUAUAAUGCAACAGACAAUUGCCCUCUAUAAUUAGAGACAGUUUGCUACUCUUGUAAGUAGUCUGUGUAUACUAGCAAAUGAGGAAUGACUCAGUAAUACAGAGAGCAUGCAUCUACACCUUUCAGAUGAAGUAACACUUUAGUUACAUUGUUGAAGUCUUGCAUCACCGACAGUCAGUAGAGUCACUGGGCGGAAGUGCUGGAUCAUUCAACGUCAGAAGUCCGUGGUGUUAACAGCGGCUGUGGAUCCCGCCGAUGAUAGAAACCUCUUUGGAUGCCGUCUCAACGAUGCAAAUGCUGCGGCGUGAUUCUAGCACCAUGCACCGCACUCUUGCACGUGCGAAAGAAGCUGGAUGCCUUGGGUACUGCCUGCAGGGCACUCUGAGUGUAUUCAUGAGUUCUUCUAGUGUACACGAAUCACCAUGCACGCCUGUCUGUGUAUGAACCAGAUAAACGGAUGAGGAACAUGCAGCUGCAGCUUUGUUCGCAGUGAAUAAUCGAUUAAUAAUGCAUGAUGCAGGAAAUACCUACUCAAUUAAUUAUUAGAGACCAGAGAUUGUCAUAUUACGAAGGCAUCAUCUCUUAGUCAAUACAAGAAUCAGAAUACAGGGCCGACACGACGGCAAACCGACCAGCAUUGUUACAGUAGAUGCGAGAAGUUAAUAUAUAUCCGGGACCUUCGAUCUAAUUAGACGAGUGCGCUAGUCGCUGGCUUGUUCUCUCUUUUUGACACUGGUAGGUAAUGCAGAAGUAUGAAAAGCUAGAGAAGGUGGGAGAGGGAACGUAUGGGACUGUAUUUAAAGCAAAACACAAAGAAACGAAAGAGAUAGUGGCUUUGAAACGCGUCAGACUCGACGACGAAGAUGAAGGCGUGCCCAGCUCGGCUCUGCGUGAAAUAUGCCUUCUCAAGGAGCUCAAACACAAGAACAUUGUUCGUCUGUAUGAUGUCCUGCAUAGCGAUCGCAGGCUGACGAUGGUUUUCGAGUUCUGUGAUCAAGAUUUGAAGAAAUACUUUGACAGCUGCAAGGGAAAGGUCGAUAGCAAUACUGUCAAGUCGUUUAUGUUCCAUCUCUUACAAGGUCUACAAUUCUGCCACAGUCACAAUGUACUCCAUAGAGAUUUGAAACCGCAGAAUUUGCUUAUUAGCAAGAGUGGAGAGUUGAAGUUGGCAGACUUUGGAUUAGCCAGAGCCUUUGGUCUUCCCAAGGAACGUUUCUCGGCUGAGGUGGUGACUCUCUGGUACCGUCCGCCUGACGUGUUGAUGGGAGCUAAGAUGUAUGAUACUUCAAUUGACAUGUGGUCUGCUGGUUGCAUAUUUGCAGAGAUGGCAAAUGGUGGUCGACCUUUACUGCCUGGGUCUGAUGUCGAUGACCAGCUUCGACGCAUAUUUAAACUGUUGGGAACUCCUAAUGAGCUUACAUGGCCAGACAUGAAAAAGAUGCCCGAGUACAGGGAUUUUCCUGCAUUCUCUGCUAUACCGUUGGCAUCUGUGACACCAACACUGAGUUCUUCUGGUCGAGAAUUACUGCAGAACCUCUUAGUCUGUGCUCCUAGUCGUCGAAUGUGUGCUGAAAAAGCGAUGCAGCACUGCUACUUUGAUGACAUUGACCCAAGUAUAAGAGUGUGAGUGAAGAGUUGGAGCAAUGGAUGAGAAAUAACUGUAUGUAUAUCAGUUGAAAUAUUACUACUGGAUUUUAGAAGAUUUUAAGGAGCGGAAAACUUAAUAAGUUAGGAUGUAGAUAUUUAAUUGAUAAAAUUAAAAUUCUAGACCAACUGUUUACUGAAAUUUCCUUUGUAUCACUAAAAUGGCAGCAGAACUGAAAUGCUUUGUUGGUAAAUCUUGUUGCGCUGCUUAGUUGGACAUAAUCAGAUAUCAUGUCACCAUGUAACAAAUUGCUUGAUUCUGGGCUAGAGCAAAGGAAAAUUUUCUUUUAUCACAAUGUGUAGCACAAAAUUAGAAACAGAAGUGAGUGAGUAAAAUGUAUGAGUAAGAGGGUGUGUGUUGAACUGUGAAGAAAUAGCUUAGAUAUCAGUAUACUUGGUUCUGAUGUUGAAACUUUUUCUGCUUUGUGCAGACUAUGUGUUACAGGAUGAUUACUAUUCACUCUAUGACUAAAUGUCAUUAGAGUAUGACCUGUGAAGACAAAGCUUGAAAUAACUGGCUUUGCAAUUGCUUUGUCCAACUGGAAUUGCAAUUGUAUGCAUAUGCAUGACCUUAGGACAAAACACGAAUUACUUGAAGCCUCAAGGGUUUGCAAAAGUACAUAAACAUCUUAUCAUUUUAGGUUUUUGUAUUAAUUAAGUCAGCAUAAAACAGCCAUUAUUGAUGACCACACGCCUAGACAUUUCAGCUAGAGGAGUAUGGCAGCAUUCCCAACGUGCAUUUUUUGAUGUAAGGGUUUUCUACCCGAACGUGCGUUCAAACAUGCAAUCUACUUCUCUGGCAUCAGCCUACAAAACCCAUGAAAAUGAGAACAGGAAUAUGGCAAACGUGUGAGGGAGAUAGAGAAUGCAACUUCCACAUCCCUAGUUUUUGCAGCAACUGGUGGAAUGGGGAAAGAAGCGUCAAUUUUUUUACAAGAGAAUAGCUGAAUUACUAUCAAUCAAAACAAAGAAAACCUACACUGAGACCAUAAGCAUCAUCAGGUGCCGUCUAUCGUUCAGUCUGAUCUGUUCAGCAAUUUUAUGCAUCCGAGGUAGCAGGUCGGCAAAGCACAGGCCCUUCCGUGGAGAAGAAAUUGACAUCAGCAGUGAGGUUCGUCUCACUGAGUAAACUGAUUUAUGAUAGAGUAGCAAGUUUCUGAGUUUUUUUAGAGUUUCUGUGAUUGCUGUAUUAUUGACAUGGACAAUAUUUAAAAAUAUAUUGAGGUAUGAAUCUUCAAAAAAAAUUAAAAAUUGAUGACUUUGUACUAGUGGUCAUUUAGUAUUAACUAACAAUUUUGUUGACAUUGCUGCUCUCAGUAAACAUGCUGUCAUCAAUGUGCUUGCUAGCUUGUGAUGAAUGCUGUACAUGGUAUUGAGUUGUGUCUUUUUGCUGUUACUUAUUGUGUGACCUUUAUAUUGUAUUAUAGUGGAGAUCAGGACUUGGUGUGUCUUGCCAGUUGAUUGUUUGGUAAAAUAGUUAUGCAAUAUUUGAUUUGUUACAUAAUAUAAUAUCUAUAUGAAAUGUUUAGAAUGUCAUAACACUCUGUGUGCUGUUCCUUAGGGGUAAAUA
Messenger RNA from Corticium candelabrum, 3510 nucleotides. RefSeq names its product cyclin-dependent-like kinase 5. The record is from RefSeq and is a predicted model, not a curated record. Gene Ontology annotation, cellular component: nucleus; cytoplasm. The coding region runs from base 1039 to 1923 and encodes 294 amino acids. Gene Ontology annotation, molecular function: ATP binding; cyclin-dependent protein serine/threonine kinase activity. The transcript is spliced from 5 exons. Gene Ontology annotation, biological process: protein phosphorylation. NCBI's taxonomy places the organism in Eukaryota, Metazoa, Porifera, Homoscleromorpha, Homosclerophorida, Plakinidae.